GUCAACAAACUAGAGACAGCGAAAUGUGAAAAAGCACUUUACUCCUUUUGAACUUCUCCGUUUUUGUCUUUCGUUUAACGUCAGCUUAAUGUUUUAAAAACGACUACUUAAAUGAAACCGUGUGCCUUAAAAAUAUCAACCCUCUGGACGCACUUUGAAGUUGUUAUUUGGCGUUAAGGGAAAUUUUUGAGUGAAAAUGCGAAGUGGUUCCCUGUCAAGCGUCAACGUAGUGCUUGUUAUGGCCUACGGAAGUCUGGUGUUUGUUUUGCUGUUCAUCUUUAUGAAAAGACAAAUUAUGCGAUUUGCCAUGAAAUCUCGGAGAGGACCACAUGUUCCCCUUGGCCACAAUGCUCCUAAGGAGCUGAGACAAGAAAUUGAAGCCAAACUGUGCCAGGUUCAGAAAAUCCACUUUGAGCCUCGUCUGCUGUCUACAGAUGAUGACCGGCUAAAUCACAGAGAACAGUCUGGUUCCUGUGACUACCUGUACAGGAUGAGAGCACUGGAUGCCGUCAGAGAGACUGAUCUCCCUUUCCGUCAACUGGGAGGAACGUCCACUGCUGUGACGGGGAAAAGAUUUCGGACAUGGCUUCUACAGUUGCGAAAUUCUAACUGCCUGUCCAGAGACAGUCAAAUCUCUCUCAUUGACACCGUGCUGGAUGGGUACAAUAAAGCACGUCACGGUGCAGAGGCCUUUGGUGAAGCAGAAUUUCUAAAAUACCAGGAAGCUCUAACUGAACUGGCCUCUGUUGUGAAGUCUCAAAGUAGCAGCAGCAGCACUCCGAACCAGUACCACCAGUCUGCAGCAAAAGACUUGACCACAACCACAGAGCCUGCAAGCUCCUCCUCAUCCCCCACCCAAACCACCUACCUCACAUCUGCAGCACAGCAGCGCAGCAAGCGGCCCAGAAACUUUCUGGAGCUUAAGAACUUCAAAGACAACUACAACACUCUGGACAGUACGCUCUGAAAAUAUGUAACGUCCGCGUAAGGGAAAGAUCAAGGGGAAGGUCGCAGUGCCAGUGAUUAAAGUGCCUAUGAGUGGCGACUGCCAGAUAGUUACAGAGUGAACACUGCCUUUAUACUCUCAACAUAUUGCCUGGUUACAGUGUAUUGCAUAUCAGAUUACUGAUACAGUGCUCUUAAGUGUAGCUUAUCCAUAUAUCCUGUAUUAUUGCAAGCAUGAGUGCUAUAUUUGGGUAGACUAUAAUAAGGGACUAGAGUAAGUAGGGUUGAUUUGACCAAAAUAAAACCACAGCUAUGGGGCUAUGCAAUGGCAUAAGACAAUCAGUAUUUAUUGCACAAUGUGAAGGCCUAUGCAGACUUGUUAAAAUUAACCAACUGUAUGUAAACGUGCUAAUAGUUACCAGUGUUAAUUGUCACUUCCUUUUAAAAGAAAGCACUGUUAAUGCCACUUGUGUUUACAUGUAUAUAUGUCUCUGCUGUUCAUUUGCUACAGUGAAUUCAACAGCAUGUUUUGGUUGUUUUUUUGUUUUUUUUGCCUUAACCUGAUGUUUUACAGAAGCCAUACUUGCUUUAAUGAAUUUUGAUGAUUAGGUGCUCUUUUAAUUUAAUCACUCCUCUCAGUGCAAUGUAAUUUAACAGUAUUCCAGUUCAUUAAUGUAUCCUGAAAGUGAUAUUGCAUUGGGGGCAGUCUCUUUUAUGACUUUUGUCUUCCUUUUCUGUUUGAAGUAGACUGGGCCCCACAUGUCUGAACUGCUUAUUUCAUUUGUGAUAAGACUUUCCCAGUGAGCCUAAUAAUUUUGUUCUGAGGUGCUUUCUGGACAAGUUGCCAUUCAAAUAA
Scomber scombrus (Atlantic mackerel) is the source of this 1801-nucleotide messenger RNA. RefSeq names its product chromosome 7 C1orf43 homolog (gene ltap1). Lineage: Eukaryota; Metazoa; Chordata; Actinopteri; Scombriformes; Scombridae. Gene Ontology annotation, biological process: phagocytosis. The transcript has 7 exons. The record is from RefSeq and is a predicted model, not a curated record. Bases 197 to 967 code for a protein of 256 amino acids.